Messenger RNA from Melopsittacus undulatus (budgerigar), 1031 nucleotides. It is a transcript of the gene RDH14, whose product is annotated as retinol dehydrogenase 14. Bases 19 to 1002 code for a protein of 327 amino acids. NCBI's taxonomy places the organism in Eukaryota, Metazoa, Chordata, Aves, Psittaciformes, Psittaculidae. The transcript is spliced from 2 exons. The record is from RefSeq and is a predicted model, not a curated record.
GCCGCUCGGCCCGGCGGGAUGGCCGCGGCGGUGCUGGGGCUGACGCUGGGCGGAGGAGUUUUGCUGGCCGCCUGGCGCUGGCUGCGCGGCGCGGCUCGGGCCGCCGCCGUGGGUGGGUUCUCCAUGCGGGGCAAGACGGUCAUCAUCACGGGGGCCAACAGCGGCCUGGGCCGGGCGGCGGCGGCCGAGCUGCUGCGGAUGCGGGCCCGCGUCAUCAUGGGCUGCCGCGACAGGGCGCGGGCCGAGCGGGCAGCCCGCGAGAUCCGGGCCGAGGUGGGCGAGCGGGCGGAGGACGAGGGCGGCGGCGGCGGCGAGCUGGUGGUGCGCGAGCUGGACCUGGCCUCGCUCCGCUCCAUCCGCGCCUUCUGCCACCGCGUCCUCCAGGAAGAGCCAAGGCUGGAUGUUCUGAUAAAUAACGCAGGAAUAUUCCAGUGUCCGUACAUGAAGACAGAGGAUGGUUUUGAGAUGCAAUUUGGUGUAAACCACUUGGGUCACUUCUUGCUCACCAACCUUCUUCUGGGCCUCCUCAAAAAUUCUGCUCCAAGUAGGGUUGUUGUAGUAUCCUCAAAGCUUUACAAAUAUGGAGAGAUCAACUUUGAAGACCUGAACAGUGAAAUAAGUUACAAUAAAAGCUUUUGUUACAGUCGGAGUAAACUGGCUAACAUCUUAUUUGCAAGGGAGCUAGCCCGUCGGUUAGAAGGGACAGGAGUCACUGUCAAUUCACUUCAUCCUGGAAUUGUCAGAACAAAUCUAGGCAGAUAUGUGAAUAUUCCUUUGCUGGCUAAACCCCUAUUCAACUUGGUGUCAUGGGCUUUCUUCAAAACACCUCUGGAAGGAGCCCAAACAACUAUUUAUUUAGCCUCUUCUCCUGACGUUGAAGGUGUGUCAGGAAAAUACUUUGGGGACUGCAAAGAGGAAGAACUCCUGCCCAAAGCCAUGGAUGAUUUGCUUGCGAGAAAGUUGUGGGAUAUCAGUGAAGUGAUGGUUGGCUUACUGAAAUAAGUGCCAGGUGAAUCUGCAAAAAAAAAAAA